AGGAGGGAGCUCGAAUCGCUCUGGGGAGGUAUUAGGUAGUCACUCAGUCUACCUACCUACCUACCUACCUACCCACCUAGUCGUCGAGGGAAAUCAACGUUUAUGAAUGCGCCUGAGACGGGACAGGAGGUAUAAUUGGACUGGCCUCGAACGUGCAGUUCAUAUUACUGCCAACAUACCCGACGGGUCUGAUAAUUACCUACCUAGCCAGUCACUCGCUCACCCGCUCCUUUUUACGCAGCUAGCUACGCAACUCUCCAGGUCACGGCCUGUUUUGCCUUUUUGGAUGCAACGGUCAUUUCCCGCUUAUCUGGCCGUCGACUGCUUUAAUCUCACCCAACUGCAUCUCUCAUCACCACAUUCUUUCGCCUUUUUCCAUAGACCAACCGUUCCUGCCUCAUCUCGCCUCUGGAGAGCGCACGCGCUUUCGCUUUCAAAACGCCUGUUCUUUCGCGCCUUCAUCCGCUCCUUUCUCCUACCCUGUCAAGAACAGGCGCACCUACAUACCUGCCCACCGCCCGAGAUCCGGAUCUGCCCCUUUCCAGAAAGCAUCGCAAUCCUCCGUCGUACCACACUUCGAUUCCCUCUGUUACCGCGCUUCCGAAUUUGACAUCUCGCCGUAUCCCGCGUCCUUCGUCCCAUUACU
Molecule: messenger RNA, 646 nt
Organism: Colletotrichum navitas
Lineage: Eukaryota; Fungi; Ascomycota; Sordariomycetes; Glomerellales; Glomerellaceae
Exons: 1
Coding region: 107-610 (167 amino acids)
Source: RefSeq, a predicted model, not a curated record